UUUUGCUGACAAGUUGGCCAGUUAUAUAUCGUUGUUCUGUAGACUGCAACCUUGGCGUUUUUUCACAGCAAAAAUCUAGUUCAGGUGGCAUCAUGGACAGAACACAGAUGGUAUCCAUUUGGAUUCCACUCUCAUUGUUUUGUAUGCUAUGGAUGAGUACAGUUGCUGCUACAAACUCGUACGUUGUGUUAUGUCCUAAAAAAGUACGACCGGGAGUUCCGAUAACUAUUAGCGCUCAUAUCCUAGAGAGUACUGGUACGGUAGCAGUAACAGCAUCUCUCGGUACUGACCAAAAUAAUCCUGUUGAUACAACUACAGCAUCUUGCAUGGAAGGAAUACCUGAAGAGCUGGAACUAAGUCUUCCUGCCGACUAUGAAUAUAACCCGAGCCAAGGCCCGAUGAAUCUCUAUAUUUCUGGAUCUGGAGGAGGUCUCUCAUUUUUUAAUGAGACACAGGUGACUGUGGAUUUAAAGAGUAUGUCAGUUCUUAUUCAGACUGAUAAAGGGAUCUACAAGCCAGGACAAACGGUGAAAUUUCGUGCCUUGGCUAUUUCUCCGUCUGGUUUGAAUACAUAUACUGGAACAUUUGAUGUACAGAUAAAGGAUCCCAAUGGUAACGUCAUUAAACAAUGGAAGGAUCUUGAGGAUUCUGAUGGAUUUGGUGUGAUUCAGAACGAAAUGGUUACGUCAAAAGAACCAGUACUUGGCACAUGGAUAAUAGAUGUAACUGCGACAGAAAGUGGUGUUUCUGAAGAAAAGGAGUUUGUCAUCGACGAAUAUGUUUUACCCAAGUAUGAGGUGAGCUUGACGUUGCCAUCAUUCCUGGACGCCACUGUCCCCAUCGCUGGAGCUACAGUCAAAGCUGAAUACACGUAUGGAAAACCAGUUAAAGGCUCUGUCCUAAUCACUCUGUCUUUGGUUGACUUGUAUGGAGGUUUCAUGCAGGAAUCAUAUAAUAAUGGAAGGAGUAAAGAAAUUACCAUUUCCACGCUGGAUGGCAGCGCUGAUUUUGAGAUUAAAAAGUCUGAUUUGGAAUCCCUGAACAAUGGCAUUUAUCCUGAUGCAUCUGAACUAUCUGUCACUGCCGUGGUAACGGAAACAUUAACUGGUCUAAGCCAGGAGACGACAACAACUGUAACCUGUCAUAAUAAGCCAGUUAAAGUGGAAUUCCUGGAGAUGACUCCUGACAAUUUUAAACCCGGACUAACAUUUAAUGCCUUUGUGUCUGUCACGUUACAAGAUGGUACCCCAUUAAGAGCGUCUGAUAGUCGACAGGUGCAAGUAUCUACUAAGUAUGAUAGUAAUUCCGCUAACGAACUUGAAUUGAGUGUUCCUGACACUGGUCUCGUCACAAUUACCAUUCCUGAUGUUCCUCCUCGUACACAGUCUAUUUCAGUUUCAGCAUGGUACUAUGACAAUACUGAUGAAUGGCAGAGAUCAAAUAUAUAUGCAGAAAAAGCCUUGUCGCCAAGCAGUAAUUACUUGCAACUGACGACAGCAACUGACAGUCUGUCAGCUGGUGAUAAUGUCGCAUUUACCGUUCGAGCAACAGAAUCCAUUUAUAACUUUGUCUUUGAGGUCAAGUCGCGUGGUACCAUUGUCACAACAGGUACUGUCAAUGCAGCUGGCGCGUCAACAAUGGAUUUCCAUUUGACUGCCACUCAUGAAAUGGCUCCUACCGCCAAAGUUGUCGUUUACUAUGUUCGUAAUGAUGGAGAGGUUGUCGUGGACACAAUGAAUAUUAAUGUGGAAGGUACAUUUGAAAAUCAGGUUGCCUUAGAAUUGAGUACAGAUGAAGCCUUGCCGGCUGAUGAAGUGAACAUCGUUGUGAACUCCAGCCCCAAUUCCUAUGUUGCUAUUCUAGCUGUGGAUCAAAGUGUAUUGUUAUUGAGAGGCGGCAAUGACAUUACACAGCAACAGGUAAUUGAUGAAAUCAGGACAUAUGAAGAUGAAGAAACACUAGGAUGGGGUGGUGGUGGACCAAUGCCGAUGAAUGAUAUGAUAAUGUUUAGAAGAAAGAAAAGAUCUGCAUUGAAGAGGAGCAAGAGAAUGAUAUGGCCAGGUUAUUGGUCACCGGGUGGAAAUGAUGCUGCAUCUUUAUUCAGUAAUGCUGGUUUAUUGGUGCUGUCAGAUGCCUUGGUGUAUGAUGCAUUUCCAACAAAUAAUUGGAGUAAGUCCUAUAAAGGUUUAAAUGAUGGUAAAGCAGUCUUCACUAGCACUGUUCCAGAUACCAUUACUUCAUGGGUGACCAGUGCUCUCUCUGUGUCCUCAGAUAAUGGAAUCGGUGUGGUUCCAUCCCCAGCUACGUUACGAGUGUUCAAACCGUUCUUCAUCACGCUGAAUAUGCCGUAUUCUGUGGUACGAGGUGAAGAUCUAGUUUUGCAAGCCUUGGUGUUCAACUAUAUGAGCAAAGACUUAUCGGUUGUAGUGACGCUGGCAAAAUCUGAUAAGUAUGACAAUAUACAAUACACAGCUACAUCUGGUAACGAAUUGGAGCCUCAGUACACAUCAGAAGAUAAGACCUAUACAAAAAUGGUGAAUUCCGGACAAGGAGUGUCCUUUUCAUUCCCAAUAACCCCACGUGAUAUUGGCUUCAUUGAGGUGACGAUCUCUGCACAGUCAUCUGAUGCUGCCGACGCAGUCACUAGGCUUCUGUUAGUUAAGCCUGAAGGAGUGCCAGUGUCAAGUACACAAUCGGCCAUGAUAGAACUGAUUACUACAGACCAAACUGAGGAAAUCUUCACCAUAUCUUUACCUCCUGUUGGUGUAGUAGAAGGAUCCGUCAGAGCUGAACUUUUAGUUACAGGUGAUCUGUUAGGAGUAGCUAUGAAUAACUUGGAACAGUUACUACGAAUGCCGACUGGAUGUGGUGAACAGAACAUGAUUGGAUUUGCACCAGACGUGUUCAUAUAUAAAUACUUGGUGAAUACCAAUCAGGACAAUAAUGAAAUUAAACAGAAAGCGCUUAAUUUUAUGACACAAGGUUACCAGCGUGAGCUUAACUACAAACACGAAGAUGGCUCCUUCAGUGCUUUUGGUGCUCGUGAUGACUCUGGCAGUAAUUGGCUGACUGCAUUUGUUGUCAAAUCUUUCGUGCAAGCAAUGGAUUUCGUGUUUAUCGAUCCUAAGAUUAUUAUUGAUGCCUCUAGUUGGUUGGUGGAUACACAAAGCAACGAUGGUUCGUUCCCUGAAGUCGGUAAAGUGGUGGAUGGAGCCAUGAUUCAGGGUGGGAUAAGUGGUAAAACUUCACUCACAGCGUACAUACUGAUUGCGCUGAUGCAAGAGAAUGAUAUGUUGGAUGGCGAAAUUCCUGCGGACCUGAAAAGUGACAUUACUCGUGCAAAGAACAGCGCCACAUCAUAUCUGGAGAGUCAUUUCAGUUCCCUCAAUGAUCUGUACUCUGUUGCUAUCGUGUCCUAUGCAUUACAUCUUGUUCAGAGCUCAUGGAGGGAUAUGGCUUUCCAGAAACUCAAUACUUUCAAGACAGAACAAGAUGGACUUGCAUUCUGGAGUGAGAAUAACGGACCAGUUGAUGAUAAACCUCAGAACUACUGGUACUACAUGCCACCCUCUGCAGACAUUGAAAUCACUGGGUAUGCUUUGCUGACGUAUAAUCUCCGAAGGGAUUUGGAUGGUGCUGGUCCCAUUGUAAGAUGGCUGACAAAACAAAGCAACGGAUAUGGUGGUUACUCUUCAACUCAGGACACUGUUAUUGCGCUCGAGGCACUAUCCGAGUUCGCAAUCAUGACAGGCUCUGGGGACAAGGAUAUUACCCUGGUCAUUGAAACAAAUGAAUUGUCCACCUCUCAGCAUACACUGGUUGUCAAUAAUGACAAUUCUGUUGUUCUCCAGCAAAUUCAGGAAGCGUUCAGUCACGAUGAAGAUGGUAACCCAUUGGAUAAUGAUCUGGUGAUGAAUUAUUUGUGUAGUUUUGGCAAAAAAACUUAA
This is a messenger RNA of Saccoglossus kowalevskii, 3947 nucleotides long. RefSeq names its product CD109 antigen-like. Gene Ontology annotation, molecular function: endopeptidase inhibitor activity. The record is from RefSeq and is a predicted model, not a curated record. Gene Ontology annotation, cellular component: extracellular region. Lineage: Eukaryota; Metazoa; Hemichordata; Enteropneusta; Harrimaniidae.